AUGAACACGUCGUUGAAAUCCAGGAGUCAAAUCACUCUGUGCAACGAAGAUGUUGAUUCGCCGCUUGGAGCCGAGUGGCUUCCGACUACAGAGCAGACACUGUUGCUUGAACGUUCACCUCCACACGGCGUUCAUCACCCCACAGAGAAUCUUUCACCUUUGACAUUCGUCGACUCAACUACGCAAUCGGGUUCUCAUAUGCAUCCGAUAAUGCUACGACCUCGUCCAGACGCAUCAUUGCGCUCUUCAUCCGCAAGUGUAGCAACGACAAGAACUUCAUCAACGGCACCGCUGUCGAUUGACGACCACAGAGACUUCCGUUACCGGUGGCAGAUCGAGAAGGGUUGUCAUGUCCAUGUGGAAAUGAUUGUGUCGGCACACCGAAACACUAGCGAGCUACAGCUCCUUGUAAAAUGGCUCGGAUCUCCGGAUUAG
Molecule: messenger RNA, 435 nt
Organism: Plasmopara halstedii
Lineage: Eukaryota; Oomycota; Peronosporomycetes; Peronosporales; Peronosporaceae
Exons: 1
Coding region: 1-435 (144 amino acids)
Source: RefSeq, a predicted model, not a curated record